AUCAUCAACAGUUGCGCCACAAAGUGUUUCCUGUUUCCUGUUCACAAGGGCGUGCAUUUUCCCUUAGAGCCCGCUUUCUUUUUCUACCUACACACAUUUAACUGUCAUCAGCGGGUCAUCAGCCAACUCUGAGCCAAGAGUCGGCUCGCCCGGUCAGAGAAGCAGACGAUAAAUCACACGAAUCCUCGAGCUCCUGCAGCUGCUGCAGCAUGCUGCCUCUUAGGAUGCUGGGCCUUCUCCUGCUCUGCUUGCCUCUGUGUGAUGCAGGGAACACGUGCCCCCUCUCACUCAACCCUCUCAUUGUGGUGGACCCUCCUGUGGUCGAGUUUGGAGACCACGUCUAUGUAAACUGCUCCACGGAGGAAGAAUUUGAAGAAAUCACCCUGAUGUUAGGAAACACUCUAACCAAAAAUGAAGAGUUUGACAAUGUCGCUUUCAGCUUUGCCAAGAUGACAGACUGGGAUAUGAAGUCAGAAUGCAAAAUAAAGCUAAACAACUCAUUUGAAUGCAGCAAAGAGUUGGACAUAAUUCUAUACCAAAUCCCAGAGGUCCAUCUCUUUAUAACAGAGACAAAAACUUUGGGCGAGGAGACAAAUUACAAACUUCAGUGUUACGUCUGUGAUGUUGCUCCUGCUCAAAACCUUACAGUGAGGUGGUACAGAAGUGAUGAAAUCCUGGAUGUGCAGGUCUAUUCUGAGACAACCAAGACUCCUGUGAACACAUCCAGCAUGCUGGUGGUCAAUGUCACCAGAGAUGAGAAUGCUGUUGAGGUUAGAUGUGAAGCUCAGCUGGAGCUAGGACCGCACGGACCUCAACAUCCUGUCGUUUCCCAGACACUCAAUCUCUCAGCUCUCUAUGCUCCUGAGUUCAGGACAAACCAGAGUAGACACAUCAUUGUAAAUGAGGGUGAAGAUGUCAGUCUGACCUGUGAAGCAGAUGGGAUUCCUCCUCCUAAGUACCAAUGGACCAUUAAUGGAAUUGAUGCACUGGAAACCUCAGAUACUCUGAAAAUUAUUAACGUUAACAAAAGUGCCACAUACAGCUGCACAGCCUCCAAUAAACAUGGAAAUGUGACGGUGAACGUUUCUGUUGACGUGCCUGAAGUAACCACAACAGCAGCUCCAGCAGCCAUGGCCUCUCCUCAGGCUCUGACACCACAAGAAAUCCCAGAAGUCCUCUUCUCCAUAAUAAGCACUGAUGUUCAGGGUAUUGUGAGCCGUUACCUACUGCAGUGCGUGGUGGUCGGUGCCACUCCUGCUGAAAACAUCUUGGUCAAGUGGUACAAGAACGAUGUAAUCAUAAAGUCGGUCCAUGAACCAGCCAGAACACCUGUGAACACAUCCAGCAUGCUGGUGGUCAAUGUCACCAGAGAUGAGAAUGCUGUUGAGGUUAGAUGUGAAGCUCAGCUGGAGCUAGGACCACACGGACCUCAACAUCCUGUCGUUUCCCAGACACUCAAUCUCUCAGCUCUCUAUGCUCCUGAGUUCAGGACAAACCAGAGUAGACACAUCAUUGUAAAUGAGGGUGAAGAUGUCAGUCUGACCUGUGAAGCAGAUGGGAUUCCUCCUCCUAAGUACCAAUGGACCAUUAAUGGAAUUGAUGCACUGGAAACCUCAGAUACUCUGAAAAUUAUUAACGUUAACAAAAGUGCCACAUACAGCUGCACAGCCUCCAAUAAACAUGGAAAUGUGACGGUGAACGUUUCUGUUGACGUGCCCGAAGUAAUCACAACAGCAGCUCCAGCAGCCAUGGCCUCUCCUCAGGCUCUGACACCACAAGGCUGCAGCAUAACAGUGACGCCCCCUGAGGUUGUUGUGAAAUUUGGAGAUCCAGUUGUGAUUAACUGCAGCACGGCUGCCACAACCACAUUCAGAAUGGGAUGGGAGUAUUCAGCUGGCAAAGCUACUGUGAACAACUCUUACGCAUUUUGGAAGAUUGACAAGCUGGAAGACUGGACGUUGCAGCCUAUUUGCUACGUUUAUCCAGAUAUUGGAAGUCCGUGCAUAGAAACUGCUUCCAUCAUUCUUUAUCAGACUCCAGAUUUAGUCUCAGUCUCCGCACUGGAGGAUGGCCCGAUGGAAGCGGGUUCAACGUACCGCUUAAAGUGUGACAUCUACAACGUGGCUCCUGCACACAACCUCAGCGUGAAGUGGUACCGUGACAACACAACCCUGUAUACAGACCACAUCACAACCUACGAUGUGACGCCACGCAACGUAACCUCCAGCCUGACCAUCACUCCCCUGAGAAGUGAUCACAGAUCCCUUUUCAGAUGUAAGGCUGAGCUGCACCUUGGGCCAAGAGGACCAGAGCUCCCUCCCACUGCAGCCUCAGCACCUUUUGUUGCCACUGUACUCUACGCUCCUGAGUUCAAAGAGGGAAACAUCAGCAAAGAGCUGACUCCAGACAGAGAUGUAACUUUAGACUGUAGCGCUGAGGGCAACCCCGACCCCGAGAUUAAAUGGAUCUACAAGCCUGCACACAACCUGAAGGAAACCACUGAGGGGCGUCAGAAGAUCAUCACAGUCACAGCAGCCACGUCUACCAACGCUGGUUUUUACAUCUGUGUUGCCACGAAUAAAGUUGGGAAUGUGACAAGAACGGUCACACUGGUGAUGAGAGGUAAAACCAGCAGCGUCUUCGUUUACUGGCUGCCUAUUCUCCUACUGGUAAUUAUUUUACUGGUGGGUUUAUAUUGCCUCUGCCAUCGCAGGAAGAAAAAAGGAGAGUAUUCUUUUGUUUCAGACUCAGAUAAAUCCUCCAUCCCUAUGACUGGCUCAGCAGCAGGGAAAUCCCAAGAAGGAAACCAGAACAACUUGUAAACUUACAUUUAGAAAAACAGAGAUUGUAAAAAAUGUUCUGUGUAAAAUAUCUUUGUUGUGGGAAGAAGACGAGUGGAAAGUUGCACACUCAGCUGUCCUUUUAUUUUGUUUCAGUAUAUCCACUCUUUGGGAUUCCAAUUGUUUCUUUUUAUUUGCAUCCACUCUUUUUAUUUAUAUUGAAACCAUAUUAAUACUGUUGCCUUCUCAUUCACUGAAAGUAUAGAGACGACGGACCUUGAAUCACAACACAUAAUUGAAGUUACUGGACUGAAGAAAACAAUUAAAGAGGUCACUGAUGGAUGAUUUUAAUUAUGAAAUAACAUUUAGCUCAAUAAUUAUGUUUCUGACCAUGGAUUACUUUACUGUUAUAUGAAAGUCUAAAUGAGUUAACAUCACAAGCUUAUAAGCGUGUGAGACAAUAGAUGGUAUAUUUUACAAAAUAAAAUAAAAUAAAAUAAAAUGUCGGGAUCCUCCAGAGCUAGAAAAUUCUUGAGCAGAGUCACGGACAGACAGACAGACAGAUAGAUAGAUGAUAGAUAGAUAGAUACUUAAAUUUAGGGUUCAUUAAUAUAAAUUAAUAAACUGGAGUAACCUUUUUUCUGCACAGUGAACUCAGCAUUGAUAAGCACGGAUUUGCUCUGUGGCAAAAGCAGAUCUUCCAUGUAAUUUUUUUUAUUUGCAGAAAAAUAAACUUUUCAAGUUGAUCAAGAAAAA
Nothobranchius furzeri (turquoise killifish) is the source of this 3536-nucleotide messenger RNA. Its product is annotated as vascular cell adhesion protein 1. Gene Ontology annotation, biological process: cell adhesion. Gene Ontology annotation, molecular function: integrin binding. Lineage: Eukaryota; Metazoa; Chordata; Actinopteri; Cyprinodontiformes; Nothobranchiidae. The record is from RefSeq and is a predicted model, not a curated record.